Molecule: messenger RNA, 402 nt
Organism: Mitosporidium daphniae
Lineage: Eukaryota; Fungi; Microsporidia
Exons: 1
Coding region: 1-402 (133 amino acids)
Biological process (GO): ribosomal large subunit biogenesis
Cellular component (GO): nucleolus
Source: RefSeq, a predicted model, not a curated record
AUGAAGAGAAAUCCAAGAAAGGUUCGUUGGACAAAGGCCUUCAGAAAGGUAGCUGGAAAGGAGCUCAUCGGCGAUUCUGUUUUUGAAUUCGAGAAACGAAGGAAUGUUCCUCUUAUCGUCGAUGUCAAAUCCGUCGAAAAGACUAUAGAAGUGAUGGAGAAGGUGCAGAAGAUAAAAUCCAAGCGAGAAAUGCGAUUUUAUGAAAACAGAAUGGCCGGAAGUAAGGCGCUUUCGCUUCUUGAAGGAAAAAGCAAAGAGGCCGCCGAUGCAGUGGAGGCUCCCCUUAGCGCUCGCACACCCACAAUUACCCUUUCAAAGAAGGAAAUUGCCGAAAAAAUAUCGGCAGGAAGGAAAAAGAAAAUGGCCGUUAAGUCUUCAGAGAUGGAUCUUGUAAUGAACUAA